CAAAGUGGUUUAUAUGAGUUCUUGACAGUCAAACAGACGAUGACAACAACUUUAAAACAGGCUUUAAAAGCCCAUUUUGGCUUUGACAGCUUCAGGUCUAAACUACAGGAAGAUAUUGUUAAGGCAGUCGUCAGAGGUGACAGAGAUGUGUUUGUGUGCAUGCCGACUGGAGCUGGGAAGUCCCUUUGUUACCAGCUCCCUGCAAUGCUGGCAGAAGGCAUUACUCUGGUUAUAUCCCCUCUAAUCGCUCUCAUUCAGGACCAAGUGGAUCGCCUUAAGGACUUAAAUAUCCCUGCCUGCUCUAUCAACUCCAAGCUCCCAGCAGGUGAGCGGCGUCUUAUCCUGGCUGACUUGGAGAGCAGCAGUCCAAAGCUGAAGCUGCUCUACAUCACUCCAGAGAUGGUGGCCUCUCCCUCCUUCCAACCAUGCUUGACAGGUCUGUGCUCCCGUGGCCUGCUGUCGUACUUGGCUGUGGACGAGGCUCACUGUGUGUCUCAGUGGGGUCAUGAUUUCAGACCUGACUACCUCAAACUGGGAGACCUGCGUGCACGUUUGCCGGGGGUUCCCUGCUUGGCCUUAACAGCAACAGCUCCCAAGAAUGUGCAAGAUGAUAUACUGAAGUCCCUUCGGCUGCAGUUGCCACUGUCUUUUGCCUCACCUGUUUUCCGCAGUAACUUGCACUAUGAUGUGAUCUUCAGGGAGCUGCUGCCGAACCCAUACGUCCACCUGCAUGCCUUCAUUACAAAGGCACUGGAACAGGGCAAUGGAUCUAAUGGAAAGGGUUGUGGGAUUGUGUACUGUCGGACCAGGGAGGGAUGUGAAACCGUAGCCUACCAGCUGACUAAGCUUGGAGUUUUGGCCAAAGCUUAUCAUGCAGGUUUAAAGGCAGGAGAUCGCAUAGAGGUUCAGAAUGACUGGAUGCAGGGAAAAGUGCUGGUUAUUGUAGCCACUAUCAGCUUUGGAAUGGGUGUAGACAAGCCCAAUGUCAGAUUUGUAGCUCACUGGAAUGUAGCUAAGUCCCUGGCCAGUUACUACCAAGAGUCUGGCCGAGCAGGGAGAGAUGGACUGCCCUCCUCCUGUCGCACAUAUUACUCCGCAAAAGAUAAGGAGCAAAUUUCCUUCCUCAUCCGGCAGGAGGUCACCCGCAAACAGGAAAAACGCGGCUCUGCGCAGGAGACGGACAAAAUGGCCAUGAAAGACUUUGAGGCCAUGGUAUCAUUCUGUGAACAAGAGGGUUGUCGUCAUGCCACCAUCUCCAAAUUUUUCGGGGACAAGACCCCAAACUGCGCAGGUGCAUGUGACUACUGCAGCAACCCCAAAGUUGUACGAGCUCAGAUUGCUCGAGCGGCGGCCCUCAGCACCAGGACUCAAGCAGCACAGAGCACAGAACCCAAAGGACCGUUCGGCUUCCGGCCUGAUCUUUAUGAAGGAGGGAGGAAAGGCUAUGGUUUUGAAAGGUAUGAUGAAGAGGGCGGCAGCAACAGUGAUGAAGAAACCAGACAAAGAAAAAAGGAGUUUUCUGAUCUCUUCAAGAAACAGAUGAACAUGCGGAAGGGAGCUGACAAUCACAGGGAGGACUUUGUUCCCCCAGAUGCUGACUGCCCACUCAGGGAGGCCAGCAGCCAGAGGAUUCCCAGGCUGACUGUGAAGGCCAGAGAACACUGCCUGCACCUUUUGCAAGAAGCACUACAUGGCCACCAGGGGGCAGAUGACUGUUUCAACAGUGAUAAUCUUACCGUAGCAGUGGAUUUGGAACAUGCGGUUUUCAAGAGCAGCAAGUCUUCCAACCUUUACAAAGCUGCCGUCCUAAAAAAAGUAGAGGAGAUGAAGAAAGUGGCAGCAGUUUCAGGAAGAGAUGAUGAGGAGAAGACCAGCAGCAGUGAGACCAAGAAACUGAAAGAGGAGGCCCCUUCCUCUUCUUCUUCAUCCUUCACUGAGGAGCUGCAAGGGUUUACAUCUGCAUCUGAGGUUUAUUCAUUUAAGCGUAAGAGGGUGGGGGCAGGUCAGAGGGGCUCAUCCAAUCCCUUCCAGACCGCCAAAGAUCUACUGGAGGCCACCAGGGAUCAAAGUGGAUCUAACCAGUGGACAGAAAGUGGUGGUUUUUCUAAUAACACUUCAGGAAAUUCUACAGAAUCAGCUGCCAAGAAAGAGACAAACACGGAUAAAUCUGUGGCUGUAACGUCAUCUAUUAAAGCCAGAGCAAACGCCGCCGCCUCCUUAAACAGCCCGACAAAAGGAAGCAGAGCUUUGACCAAGAAGCAGCAGAAGCUAGCGGAGGCUGCGAAGACUUCCCGUAAUAUUUCCCACUACUUUGGGAAGAAACAAACAAAAAAUGAAAGCCAAGAGCCAGAAACUCUGACAGAACUUGAUGGUACAUUAUCUUGCUCUACUGACGUGAACUCUGAAGAUAUAACUGAGCAACAACACCCACCUGUCACUGUGGAACUGGCAGACAGCAGCCCCGUGGAAAUAGUGACACACGACGUGAUCACAACAGAAGCAGAUACAGAUGUAAUGGUUAUAUCUGACGAUGAAGAGGAGGAAAUUCAUACAGAGAUGUUGGUUGAACAGAAUAUGACUUCAACCACAGAACCAAAGACAACAGAGGAAGAAGUUAAACCACCAUUAGCAUUAGAGGUGACAGACGACAUGAGAGCGAAACGAGACACCUCUCCUCCAGCGAAACGCAGUCGCCCUGCAGACGGGACCAGCAGGAGGGUGACCUUUAACCCCACAGUGCAGGAGCGGGCGCUGCAUGCAGUGAACGAGGCGCCCAAACCGGUGACGCUGAAGGAGGCGGCUGACAUUGUGGUCCGCUGCCUGGAUCCGUUUUACACUCAGGGAAAAUUUGCAACUAAGGAGCUGUUCAAGUCCUUCGCCCGCUAUUUAUCUCAUCUUCUUGCAGAGGGGCGAAACCGGGGAAGAGGACAAGUUAAAGCAGAAGCCAAAGCUCUUAUCAAGAAGUUUUUCAGUAAAGUGAAACGCUGCGAGAGUGAGGUGGACUGGAAGCACCUCAAAACGCCUCAAAGCUGUAAAAACACGGAAAACAAGGAAUGAUGGGAAGGAAAACGUAGCCAUGCUCUUCGUCUUUCUCAGUGCCUAAGCUUCUUCUAUCGUCCCUGUGAUCUCAGCCUUCAGCACAAACACCUGCUGACCGACUUUAUGGUUGAUUUGCUGCUAGAGUUGUGCUUUUUUCAGGCUUGUAGCUGCUAAAUAAAGCAAUAAAACGUGUACUGUAUACAACCUGAAAGAGCAGAGGGAACAGUGUACACUUACACAACCAAGUGUUCAUGUUUGAGCCCAUGCACAGCAAACCGUCAUACAUUUCUGGUGACCAAAAAUGGCUUUGAUUUAUCACACGUCGCAAGCAGCAGUUUGUUUUUAUUUUUCUCUGUAUUAUGAAAGUUUAGAUCUUUAGACCUAACUUAAUCAGUCUAUACAUGUUUACCUGGAUUCUCUCAUGCUGUUCGUACUAAACUGGAAUGAAAGGAAACUGGAAGCUGCGUUUUAGACAAAAACGAUCGAGUGUCAUAUGAAGAACAUGUCAAGUGAAAGGGAGUGAAACACUGAAAUGCUUGUGUUAGAUUUUAAAGCUGGUCAUAUGAAAUUAUGAAUGAUCUGUAGGGAUAUAAGCACUUUUUACUGCUGCAGAGUAAACUGACAUAUUUGACAGAUGUUAAACUGUUAAGUUUGUAUUUACAACAAUGUCACUUUUGUCUUAGGUUGUUGUAGCUUUAGCCAUAGGAGAAUGUGUGCUGUCUGAGGCUUUUCUUUUCUUUUCUUUUUUUUUUAAAGUAAAAUUUCAUUUGAGGAGGAUGUUAUGUAGUUGUUGUGCCUGUUAGGACUGUGAGAGGCCACAAUUUGUCUCCACAAGCAAGAGGAAGCCCAAAGAGUAGAUGACCACAGAGACCUGACUGUGUCACAGCCAUAAACUCUGCUCUUCAGUGUUUACAAUAAUAAAAUGUAUGAAGCUGAA
This is a messenger RNA of Sphaeramia orbicularis (orbiculate cardinalfish), 3976 nucleotides long. RefSeq names its product RecQ helicase-like 5 (gene recql5). The record is from RefSeq and is a predicted model, not a curated record. Gene Ontology annotation, molecular function: ATP binding; four-way junction helicase activity; 3'-5' DNA helicase activity. Lineage: Eukaryota; Metazoa; Chordata; Actinopteri; Kurtiformes; Apogonidae. Gene Ontology annotation, biological process: double-strand break repair via homologous recombination; regulation of DNA-templated transcription. The transcript is spliced from 19 exons. The coding region runs from base 40 to 3057 and encodes 1005 amino acids. Gene Ontology annotation, cellular component: nucleus; chromosome; cytoplasm.